This is a messenger RNA of Cotesia congregata, 903 nucleotides long. NCBI's taxonomy places the organism in Eukaryota, Metazoa, Arthropoda, Insecta, Hymenoptera, Braconidae. The record is from the annotation of a GenBank genome assembly.
AUGAAUUGUUUACUCUACUUAUAUCACGAUGAUAAACUUCGUACAGAAUACAGUCCAAAUCAGUACAAAAAAAUAAUAUCAAAACGAAACGAUAUAAUUUGGGCAUUAUGUCGUACUUAUUUUGAGCAUGUAUUUAAAUAUGAUAAGACAAAUAGAAAAACGAUAACAAUAACCGAGCCUGUGUCAUCCUCGACCAAAAAUAAAACAUCAAAAUUUUCAGAAAAAAAAUUGAUGCACCAAAUAACAUUAGUUCUGUUUUGUGGAAAUAGCCAGCAAAUGUCGGAUGAGUAUUUGGACAUACAAGAUUUGCAUCAUUACACGCAUUAUAUGAAACACAAAGAGAGUUUAUCAUACGAGGUACUAAAUGAUAGGCUUAGAAGCUUAUCAGAAACAUAUGAAUCAUCUGGUUUAACACGUGCAAGUGUCGUUGUUCUUGAUCUAGACGAUACUUUGAUAGACGAUUCAAUUAGAUCUCGUUCACGGCAACUGAUCGAUCAGUUAAAUGAAUUCAAACGUAUAUUUAAUUACGUUGUGUUAUGGUCUCACGGUACAUCUGAGCAUGUGCGCGAUUCUUUAAGAACCGUGAAAAUACCGGAAAACUUUUUUGAUGUAACUAUCACAAGACCGACCUUGCAAUCGUGUGGUUCGAAUAAAGGCAUAGGAAUUGUAAUGGCUGAAUUGUAUACGAGAUAUCAAGUACGUGAACUUACGUUUUCAUGCAUUGUUGACGAUUUGCCAAGCAAUUUUACUGACGAUUACAUGCUUUAUGUUAAUGUUCCGGGGAAGAGUAAAGUUGAAGACUUGACCCAGUUUUAUACGUGGGCAUUGAAGGAAAUUACAAAAAUUAAAGAUUAUUGUGAAUCUCAUGAUGGUAAUUCGUAUAUUAGUACAUUAAAUUGGUAA